UGCUGCUGGAGGACGGGGAGAACAACGCACCGUUGCCGACCUGAGCUGGACUCGGCUCUAGCGAUACUUCAGGGAGUGUGACAGCCCUGCAGGCAGCCGCCUCAGAAGAUGGAAGAGAAAAGAACACUGUGGGACUAUUUGGAAGUGGAGGACCUUGCCCAUUCCAGGGAGGACAGGAUUGAAGGUAAUCUGAAGACCUUUUGGACACAGCUGGGGGAUAGAAGAGUGGACAUCAUAUUUGAACAGGUGCAAAAUGUGCUGCUGUUGCUGAAGCAAAAGAUCAAGAAUGGAACUGCCACACACCAAGAGUGCUGGCAGGCCUGGACACUGGUGAAUGAAGCUAAUCUGGGUGAUCUCUUCAAUGUCAGUGAUGUGUUUGAUGAAGAUGGCAUAGAGGCACAGCAUCUCACAGGGGACAACACUGCACACUCUGCUGAAGGUUCUCAUAGCAGAAAGGAGGAGAUGGCAAAAGCAGAUCCCGGGAGCGAAGAAGAGCCUGGUAAACCGCAGGAUUCCCCUUCGAACCUGUCGUACCGGAACCAUCAGUGCUCCAGAGCCUGUCUGGCCAGCAGGGCAGCAGGCUCCUUCAAGGGGGAGAACCCCCUGCAGAUCCCCAUGCUGUGUGCCUUUCAGAGGCGCCACGCCAAGGCAGACUGCCUCUCCAAACCCCUGGACGUCACCUACAAAGCCCCCUGCGGCCGCAGCCUGAGGAGCUUCGGGGAGGUGCGCAAUUACUUGUUCCAGACAGGCUGCAACUUCCUGUUCGUCGAUCACUUCUCCUUCAACACCUACGUACUGCUGGGCAGGAGCGCCGGGAGCCCCGAGCCCCUGGUCUUUGAGUUUGACAUCAGCAACGGGGCUGAGGUUGUGCCCAUUUCCUUCUCCAACGACCUGGACCGCGCCAGGUUGCCCUACUUCAAGUACCGGCGGGCCUCCUGGCCGCGCGGGUACUGCCUCAACAACCUCUCCAGCGUGUUUCUGGCUUCGUGCAACUGCACAGAUGGCUGCAUUGAUAGGUCAAAAUGUGCAUGCCUACAGCUAACUGCAAGAGGCUGUAGUAAAAUUUCUCUACCUCCAAGCAGUAAAACAUCCCAGGGAUACAGUUACAAAAGACUGGAGGGACCUGUGCCUUCUGGAAUUUAUGAGUGUAGUGUGUUGUGUGGGUGUGACAAGAUGAUGUGUCAGAACAGAGUUGUGCAGCAUGGCAUUCAAGUCAGGUUGCAAGUGUUCAACACAGAGAAGAAAGGCUGGGGCGUCCGCUGCCUAGAUGACAUCGACAAGGGGACCUUUGUUUGUACUUACUCAGGUAACAGAAGGUGGGUUGCCCAGCCCGCGCUGGCGCAGCCGCUGUGGCCCGCACUGGCGCAGCUGCUGUGGCCUGCACUGGCGCAGCCGCUGUGGCCCGCGCUGGCGCAGCCGCUGUGGCCCGCACUGGCGCAGCCGCUGUGGCCCGCGCUGGCGCAGCCGCUGUGGCCCGCGCUGGCGCAGCCGCUGUGGCCCGCGCUGGCGCAGCCGCUGUGGCCUGCACUGUCCUGGUUAAGGGACAUGCAAAAACUGAACGGAGACAAGGAGAAGGUGCAAGAUGUUCCCUUCCUCGCGGCGGCGCAUCCCCCCUACCACGUGACAGGCGGCGGCGCGCCCCGACGCCCCGCUCCUCUCCGCGCCGGUCCCGCAGCCAAUCAGCGGCGAGGAGGAGGCACCAAUCGGAGCCCCGCUCCCCCUGACCCGGGCGCCUGCGCGCUGCGCGGGGUCGGCGGCGGCCACGCCUGCUUCCGCGUUUUCCAGAUAAUGGCAAAGAUGGUGAGAAGAACAUGUGCAUUUUGCCCAGAUGGGGAGUCUGGUUCUGUGAUGUAUGUUGCCAAGGACCGAAAUAUUGCAGCACAUCAGAACUGUCUGUUAUUUUCCUCAGGAUUUGUGGAAACUGAAGAGUACAACCCAGAGAACCUGGACAUAAGGUUUGAUGUGGCAUCAGUGUUGAAAGAACUCAAGAGAGGAAGGCGGCUGGUGUGCAGCUUCUGUCGCAAGAAGGGAGCCACGGUGGGCUGUGAGGAGCGAGCCUGCCGCCGCAGUUACCACUACUUCUGUGCGCUCUGCGACGAUGCCGCCAUAGAGACCGACCAGGCAAAGGGAAUCUACAGAGUGUUCUGCCCAAAACAUGACCCAGGCAAUAGGACCAAUAACUAUGGUGCAGCUAACAAGAGAAGACGACACACACUGAAUUGUGCCUCCCUCACAACACAAAUGGGCACAGAGGAGACAGCAGAAGAAAGCAGUUUACGAAUACUGAAGAGGAAAAACAACAGGCAUCAAGUUCAGAUAGACUUUGUUAGGAAAUGCAAGCAAGCUGGGCUGCUGGAUGACAUCUUUGAAGAGAUGCUGGACACCCUUCACCUGGCACAGGAAAAACUGAUGGAUGACAACACUUCAGAAACAGAGUAUGAGGCGACAGUGACGUCGCUCUUCGACUGCGGCCUCUUUGAGAACAUCCUCACCAAUGUUCAUUCAGGAGCAGAGCUGAAAAUCCAGGAACUUCUGGAAAGCAGAAAAAGUCUGGAUAACAAGAUUGAGCUACUGCAGGACUUGAAGGAGGUCGUCCUUCCUCCCCCAGAGAGCAGUGCCAGUACCUCGAGCACGGUGUCUGAAUAACCCUUCCUGUAACGGUGUCAAUGUCUUCUAAUGAUAGAAACCAUAGAGCACAGCUGGUUGAUGUCUUCAGUAAUUCCUCUCCUCCCCUGCCAAGACAAGGACACAAGCAAGGACUGGCUGUCCUACUCCUUUUUAUACCUCACAGCUGCAAUAACUGUAAGUUGUCCCUUCAGGUUUAAUCAUGGAUCAGUGAGUGUCCUCCACCACUUGGGGCUUGUCCCUAUAAUGCUCAGCAAGGCUUCCUUCUCCAAGGUCAGGGAGCGUGAACGGCCACAGGA
Messenger RNA from Dryobates pubescens (Downy woodpecker), 2924 nucleotides. RefSeq names its product SET domain bifurcated histone lysine methyltransferase 2 (gene SETDB2). The record is from RefSeq and is a predicted model, not a curated record. The transcript has 20 exons. Gene Ontology annotation, cellular component: nucleus. NCBI's taxonomy places the organism in Eukaryota, Metazoa, Chordata, Aves, Piciformes, Picidae. Gene Ontology annotation, molecular function: zinc ion binding; DNA binding; histone H3K9 methyltransferase activity. The coding region runs from base 109 to 2646 and encodes 845 amino acids. Gene Ontology annotation, biological process: negative regulation of gene expression; heterochromatin organization.